Messenger RNA from Epinephelus fuscoguttatus (brown-marbled grouper), 2585 nucleotides. It is a transcript of the gene pls1, whose product is annotated as plastin 1 (I isoform). Bases 203 to 2149 code for a protein of 648 amino acids. Lineage: Eukaryota; Metazoa; Chordata; Actinopteri; Perciformes; Serranidae. Gene Ontology annotation, molecular function: actin filament binding; calcium ion binding. Gene Ontology annotation, cellular component: cytoplasm; actin filament; actin filament bundle. Gene Ontology annotation, biological process: actin filament network formation; actin filament bundle assembly. The transcript is spliced from 16 exons. The record is from RefSeq and is a predicted model, not a curated record.
CAGGCCAAAGGUCCACUCUGUGCCUCUCCUGAGUGACUCCUCCUUGGAGAGAUAACCAGCUCUCCAGCCUCUCCGGGAUCCAGCUUCCGCUCUGCCCCGGUCUGAAGCCUCGCAGAUCUCCGGAAGACUCGACUCCUGUGGCCAGUCCAGAGGGAUCUGCAGCGAGGGGCUUGUAACUUGACAGGACUGGCAGGAAACUCUUAUGAAGGUAGUACACAAAGCAGAAGCCAACAUGGAGAAUCACGUCACACAGAUUUCCAGAGAGGACCUGGAAGAUCUCAGGGAGGCCUUUAAUAAGAUUGAUAUCGAUAACAGCGGCUUCGUGAGCGACUUCGAGCUGCAGGAGCUGUUCAGGGAGGCCAGUUUCUCCCUGCCGGGGUACAAGGUGCGAGAGAUCAUGGAGACCUUCAUUGCCGGAGACACCAACAAGGACGAGAAGAUCAGCUUCGAGGAAUUUGUCUCUAUCUAUCAGGAGCUGAAGAGCAAGGAGUUCAGUGAGACGUUUAGGAAAACCAUCUCAAGGAGGGACGGGAUCCGGUCCUUUGGUGGAACGUCGGGGAAUUCCAGCGAGGGAACGCAGCACUCCUACUCUGAUGAGGAGAAGGUGGCGUUUGUCAACUGGAUCAACAAAGCCUUGGCCAAAGAUCCAGACUGCCAGCAUCUGCUGCCCAUGAACCCCAACGAUGAAAGCCUCUUUGCCUCUGUCCGUGAUGGCAUCCUGUUAUGCAAAAUGAUCAACCUGUCUCAGCCUAACACGAUCGAUGAAAGAGUCAUCAACACUAAGAAACUUACCACCUUCACAAUGACAGAGAAUCUGGUCCUGGCUCUGAACUCAGCCUCUGCGAUCGGCUGCAUGGUGGUGAGCAUUGACGCCCAUGAUCUGAUGGCUGGGAAGCCUCAUCUGGUCCUGGGACUGUUCUGGCAGAUUAUCAAGGUUGGCCUCUUUGCUGAUAUAGAAGUCAGCAGGAACGAAGAUCUGAUCGGCCUUCUGUCAGACAAGGAGCACCUGGACCACCUGAUGUCUCUCUCCCCUGAGGACCUGCUGCUCCGCUGGGUCAACCAUCAUCUACGCAACGCAGGAACAAGCACCAUCGGAAACUUCAGUGAAGACAUUAAGGACUCUCGAGCCUACUUCCACCUGUUGGACCAGAUUGCUCUGCAAGGAGAGCGCGACUACAAAAUGAAUAUUAAGAUCGAUAUGAGCGGCCUCCAAGAGCGUAAUUUGGACCGGAGGGCUGAGCUGAUGCUGCAGCAGGCGGCCCGCAUGGACUGCAGGCAGUUUGUCUCUCCUCAUGACGUCACAUCCGGGAACAGCAAACUCAACUUGGCCUUCGUAGCCAACCUGUACAACAUGCACCCUGGUGUGCAGAAGGGUCAGAUCAACGGCAGCAGCGUCAACAGCAUCGACCUAGCACACAUAGAACCUGAGACCAACGAGGAGAAGACGUUUCGAAACUGGAUGAACUCUCUGGGCGUCUCUCCACAUGUCAACCACCUGUACUGGGACCUGUGUGAUGGUUUGGUGAUCAUGCAGCUUUAUGAGAAGGUUAAUGUGCCGGUGAACUGGAAGAAAGUCAACCAACCGCCUUAUCCUGUCCUCGGGACCAAUAUGAAAAAGCUGGAAAACUGUAACUACGCCGUGGAGCUGGGCAGGGAUGUGGCUCACUUCUCUCUGGUUGGCAUCGGAGGAGAGAACUUGAAUCAGGGGAGUCGGAUACACACCCUGGCGCUGGUCUGGCAGCUGAUGAGGAGGUACACAGUGUUGGUUUUGUCAGACCUGGGUGAUGGAGAGAAGGUUGGAGAUCAGAUCAUCCUCGGCUGGGUCAACACCACCUUGAGCCAGAAACGCAAGGACACACAGAUCAGCAGCUUCAAGGACAAACUGAUCAGCACCAGCCUGCCUGUGAUCGACCUGAUUGAUGCCAUCGCUCCCGGAAACGUCAAGUGGGACAUGGUGAAGAGAGGAGAGAAAGGAUGGAUGAAGGAGGCAGACAAGCACAACAACGCCAUGUAUGCGAUCUCAUUGGCUCGUAAGAUCGGAGCACGUGUGUACGCGCUGCCUGACGAUUUGGUGGAGGUGAAUCCCAAGAUGGUGCUGACGCUGUUCGCCUCCCUCAUGGGCCACAGUAUGAAAAAGGCCAACCGCUGAAACAGACAUGAACAAACCACCUGGAAACCAACCACCAAUAUACAUUUCAUUUCUAUGCGUUCUCCAUCAAUCUUUUUCUCAUCAUUGUAAUUUCUUUCUUUGACCUUUAACCUUGCUGUGAUCACCAACAAAGUCUGUUAUUCUAUCUCGGUUUUCAUGCAAACAAGACGACGAACGCAAAGACGAAAAUCAUUUCCCAUCAGCAAAACCGCUGCAUUUGUUAUCUGUGAUUUUGUCGAACAAGCUCCUAAUUGUUCUUUGUUAUAUUAUAUUUAAUAGCGCAUUACAUCUGUUUACUUCUUUUUCUAUAUGAACAGAAAAGGAGGAAUCAUACAUACACAUAUGUCUGUAAAUGUUGUGCAUUGAAUAUUGCUAUUUAAUUAUUAAAGAGAAUCUAUUAAACGUACUGAGCAGCAGCGUAUGUGUGUGUUGUGUC